Mirounga angustirostris (Northern elephant seal) is the source of this 4843-nucleotide messenger RNA. RefSeq names its product zinc finger protein 395 (gene ZNF395). The transcript is spliced from 10 exons. The record is from RefSeq and is a predicted model, not a curated record. Gene Ontology annotation, cellular component: nucleus. Bases 168 to 1673 code for a protein of 501 amino acids. Lineage: Eukaryota; Metazoa; Chordata; Mammalia; Carnivora; Phocidae. Gene Ontology annotation, biological process: regulation of transcription by RNA polymerase II. Gene Ontology annotation, molecular function: DNA-binding transcription factor activity; RNA polymerase II cis-regulatory region sequence-specific DNA binding.
AACGGAGCCUCGGCGGGCGGGCGGCCGGAGCGGAGCGGGGCGGUGGGCCGCGCCGGGUGGGCGGGCAGGGGCCGCGGCAGCUGCAGCCCCGAGCCAAGCCGAGCUGUCCGAGCGGGAGCUGCCCGGCCCGCGCUGCUGCUCGUGGCGGGGCGAGGAAAGGCAGCAGCAUGGCCAGCGUGCUGUCCCGGCGCCUUGGGAAGCGGUCCCUCCUGGGAGCCCGCGUGCUGGGGCCCCCCGGGGCCGCCCCACCCUCAGAGCCUCAGACUGAGCUGCUGGAAGGGGCGGCUCCCCAGCACUUCCUCGCCUCCAAGGACACGUCCUGCCAGGAGCAGCCCAAGGAAAUCCUCAAGGCUCCUGGCACCUCAGGCCUCCAGCAAGUGGCCUUUCAGCCUGGGCAGAAGGUUUAUGUGUGGUAUGGGGGUCAGGAGUGCACAGGACUGGUGGAUCAGCAUAGUUGGGCGGAGGAUAAGGUGACUGUCUGGCUUUUGGAUCAGAAGUUACAAAUCUGCUGUAAAGCGGAGGAGGUGUGGCUGGCUGAGCUGCAGGGCCCCGUGCCCCAGGCACCUCCUCCCGAGCAGGGAACCCAGGCACCAGCCUACAGGCCUGUCUCCAGGAACAUCGAUGUCCCAAAGAGGAAGUCCGACGCGGUGGAAAUGGAUGAGAUGAUGGCGGCCAUGGUGCUGACGUCCCUGUCCUGCAGCCCCGUCGUGCAGAGCCCUCCUGGGGCCGAGGCCAACUUCUCCGCUUCGCGAGCCGCCUGCGACCCGUGGAAGGAGAGCGGGGACGUGUCCGACAGCGGCAGCAGCACCACCAGCGGGCACUGGAGCGCCGGCAGUGGCCUCUCCACCCCCUCGCCCCCCCACCCCCAGGCCAGCCCCAAGUAUCUGGGGGAUGCCUUCGGUUCUCCCCAGACUGAUAAUGGAUUUGAGACCGACCCGGAUGCUUUCCUGUUGGAUGAACCAGCUCCACGCAAAAGAAAGAACUCCGUGAAGGUGAUGUACAAGUGCCUGUGGCCAAACUGUGGCAAAGUUCUGCGCUCGAUUGUGGGCAUCAAACGACACGUCAAAGCCCUCCACCUGGGGGACACUGUGGACUCUGACCAGUUCAAGCGGGAGGAGGAUUUCUACUACACGGAGGUGCAGUUGAAGGAGGAAGCUGCUGCUGCUGGCGCGCCCACAGCUGACCCAGCUCCCGCUCCCGGCAUGACCAGCCCGCCCCUUGCUCUCCUUCCACCUCCUCCUCCCAAAACCCAGUCCUCAGGCCCCGAACACCCUGGCCUGGAGUCUUACCUGCCCUCGGGUGCAGCUCUCAGCAAGUCAGCUCCUGGCUCCUUCUGGCACAUUCAGGCCGACCACGCGUACCAGGCCCUGCCGUCCUUCCAGAUCCCCGUGUCACCACACAUCUAUACCAGUAUUAGCUGGGCUGCCGCCCCCUCCACAGCCUCCUCCCUCUCCCCGGUCCGGAGCCGCUCGCUAAGCUUCAGCGAGCCCCAGCAGCCACCGCCCGCAGGGAAAUCUCACCUGAUUGUUACUUCCCCGCCCCGGGCCCAGAGCGGUGCCAGGAAAGCCCGCGGGGAGGCUAAGAAGUGCCGGAAGGUGUACGGCAUUGAGCACCGGGACCAAUGGUGCACGGCCUGCCGCUGGAAGAAGGCCUGUCAGCGCUUCCUGGACUGAACCUGUCCCGCCGGCCCGUCCUCUUCGCGCCCCGCCCUGCAGCCAGAUGACAAAAGACAGCCACGGCACAAGCCCUGCGCAGAAACCUGAAAGAUAAAGAGUGGACAUUGGCAGUUUGGGCUCUGUUGGCUAACGUUCAGUAGUUAAAACAUUUCCCCCUCCCUUUUGGGGAACACUUUAGUUCUUAAAAGAAGAAAGGAAAAUACGUCUCCCCGCCCCCCCCCCCCCCCCGAAAAAUAGGAGAGAGCCAAAACUGACCAAGGGUAUUCUGCAGUGAACCAGAGACCAAAGAAUUAACUACCCUCCCUUUCCCACGUCUCUCUCUAGGGGAUUAGUUUGCAUGUAUCAAAAGAUGGAACAGCUCGUUUCUGUUUCCUGCUGAGUUGGUGAAUUCUUUGCUUUCUCAACUCUUCCAGAAGGGACUGUGAGCAAGAUGAAUUUACUUUUCUUAAAAAAAAAAAGUUUCUGGCUGAUGAGUCCGAGAGCAGGACCUGCCGUGGGUAGGGUGGGAACCGUGGGUAGGGUGGGAAGAGUGGGGGGGAUCUGUGCACUUUUUAAGGUGCAGCCGGCCCCUCUUCACCCGAAUCCAGGAGAAGGGAGAGCCUGUUCUCACCGAGGAGCUUCUGUGGAAGUAAAAGGAAAACCCUUUCUUGAUGACAACGAUUUGUACCUGGGGUCCCUCAGCUGUUGGGUUGCAUCCCAACAAAUAUUGUAUGGCUUCUUCUCAAAGCCCAGACUAGUAGGUUUUUAAAGACUGUCCCCCAAUAGCUGAGCCAAAAGGCUAUAUGAAUUCACUUUUUGAAAAUGUGGCAGUUAAACACUACCUUGACCAUUUCCCCCUCUUUCCUUGAGGAAAAGCUGGAGGGUUUUAGUCUCUGUGGAAGCCCUCUGCUGUUACCUGAGUAAAUAAACUCCCUCUUGAUGUUCCUCCCUCCAAUUAUGGACAUGACACCUCUAAAACACUUUGUGUUCUUUCCCCGUGUAUUCAGAGAAGGCUUUUAUGGAAGUUCCCUUCCACUUGGGUGAGAGCCCCCUGUCGGCGCGCCCUGCGCAGGUCCCUCUGUCUCUAGUUUUACCAGUCCCUUUCCCUCCUAAGGCUGCAGUUAGGGCUGGUGCGGGGGAAGGGGGAGAGAGAGGCAAGAAGAGAGAGAAAGGUAAGUGGCAGCUUGUCCCUGUGAUGGAGAUGGAGUUGGCAGGUUCCCCAUUGUUCUGUUGGCUCCGAGGGCCCCGGGAGAAUCCGGUCUUCCUACUGAGGUGACAGGUAGGACAGGACUCUUCCAUCAGUGUCGGCGGCCUCUGGGUUUUUAUCCGUGUCGUCCGGUCCCCGUGAUGGGAAGGUCAGUUUGAUGGCGAGGAACCUUCUCAGGGCUCUGCUGAGCAGCGUUUCUGGCCUGCAGGCGGGAGGGGAAGGGUAAGAGAGCCAUGAGGAGCUCCUGUGAGGAGGGGUCGGAUCAGCAGCUCCUGGCGCUUCAGCCCUUGUUAUUUCUGGAGCCCUCAGGGAUCGAGGGGAGCCGGGAGUGGGGAUUGCGUUGCUUGGGAAGUAAAUCAGCAAAGCUAUUCUGGCUGAUGGGAAGGGAGAUGUGGGUGGGGCGUUUAGUGCCCUGCCCAUCUGUGCUGAAUUGAGACCAGGCCCCUGAGCCAUCAGGGGAGGGCUCGUCUUGUUUCGGAGCUGCCCUUUAUUUUAAGACUUGUUUGGGAGUUCCUCAGGCCUGCAGGAGCAUGGCCGGGGGUCCACCUGCCCCGGGGCACCAGCGCUUCAGGGGCUCAGGAAUCCCAUCAGGCCCCCUACCCUGGGGCUGGGCAGCAGCGUCUAUCCCCUGGCUGUCACCCAGGCCGUCCUCUUUCUCCCAGGUGGAAAUCCCCGGCUCUCGAGGCUCCUUUGGCCACUUUGCGUGGGAAUUGUGCAGGUGUUUGUCAAUCUGUGACACCCUGAGUGUAAGAAAGCCCACCAACCUUAGAUGUGUGUGACGGGUGAUGGUGCCCUGGUUUGGUGGCGGAGGGAAGGUGGUGAUGGGGUGUAUUUUAUAACUUAGUUAAAAAAAAAAAAAGUACGUGGAAUCUGUCCCUAAAGCCCAAAACCAGGCCAGCAAGAGGUGGCCCAGGGUUCUCCUUCCGCUCCCUUCCACCUCCGUGAGACUUAAGAGCUGACAGAAGGUUGUGCUUCCCUCCUUGUCCAUCUUCAGAUCUUAUCGGUGAGGGGAGGGAGCUUUUGAGAUGGGAGGACUCUGCCUAGCAGCGUCUUCCCCUCCCUUCUUAAUCACAGCUCUUGCUGAAUCUCUAGAAAAGCCGUCUUCAUUCCCCCCUUUCCCCCGCUCCCAGUUUAGACCGCGGAGCUCUAACUGGCUAUAAAGAUUUCCUCUUAAGUGAGGUAGGCUUCUCCUGUCAUUGGUACCCAGGGCAGCAAAGGAAGAGAGAAAGAAGAAAUGGAUGAAACAGUUUAAAAACUGAGGGUUUUUUUUUUUUAAAUGUUUUAUUUUGGUGCAGCUUUCCCUGCCUGUAUCUGCUCCUCGCUCCUUUUUGGUGGUGGUGGCCGCCUCUGGCCUCCGCCCUCCCGCUCCUCCAUCUUGUGGCCGUUGUGUCUGUCCUUGGGGUUGCCCCAGUUGUUUCUUCUUGGAGGGUGGGGGUGGCUUGUGAACUGAUCAGCGAUUAUGCCUGUUUUCUUCAUCUCUGUGUCUCUCCCUACUUCCCAGCCCACCUGGGCAGCAGAAUCUGACAGGAGGGAAGGUGCCACAGGUGAGCAUUUGAAACUAACAGGACUGAUUUUCAAAAGAAGUGGUUUGGGGAAACCAUUUAUUACAGGGAUGUUACCCCUACUCAAAGUAUUUCUUGGAAUGACCUUUGGAGUCUGUGGUGCCUGCUUUGGACAGCUGAACCCAUGCUCAUUCAGUACAGAGUCCGGUGAAUGAUGUCUCUGGUCAAGUGAGAUCACAGGGGCAAAGCUCAUGGACUGACUAGCGAGGAAAAUAGCUUGGAUUGAAUUGUGUGGCUUUGAAGCUGGCUGUGAAAGCAAUUUUGUAAUUUCGGAGAGCGCCUUGCGCGAUAUCCACAUUGUGGUAGUAAGCCGAUAGCUUGACUCCUUGGAGGACAUUAUUAAUUUGGAUGUGGAAAACUUUCAUUUGUUGGGAAAAAUCUGUCCUGUUACUUUCUGGUCCUCCCAGGUUCUGACCUUA